Heterostelium album PN500 is the source of this 543-nucleotide messenger RNA. RefSeq lists its product as uncharacterized. The transcript is spliced from 3 exons. Lineage: Eukaryota; Evosea; Eumycetozoa; Acytosteliales; Acytosteliaceae. The coding region runs from base 1 to 543 and encodes 180 amino acids. The record is from RefSeq and is a predicted model, not a curated record.
AUGGGUGUGAAAUCAUUGUCUUAUGAUUUAUCAUAUGAACAAUAUCAUAAUGAGGUCAUUGCUGCUGUUAAGGCCGAUACUGUCGAGAAUAUCACUCCAGAAGAAAGACAACUUGCAGAACAAUUGUUCCAACUCAGACAAAAAGUUGCUCAACAAGCCAAUCUAUUAGGAGGAGGUGGAUACCCAGGUGGAUACCCAGGAGGAUACCCAGGAGGAUACCCAGGAGGAUACUAUAACAAUGGUCUUCUUGGUGGAGUAGGUGACUUCCUCGAUGGUAUCUUGAAUGGUGUACUUGGUUUGGUUGGUCUCACCAGUAGCAACAGAUACCCAUACCCAUAUCCAACUGGUUAUCCAACUGGUUAUCCAACCACUUACUACCCAUACCCAACCGCUUAUCCAACUGGUUAUCCAACCGCCUAUCCAACUGGUUAUCCAACUGGUUAUCCAACCACUUACUACCCAUACCCAACUGGAUAUCCAACUGGUGGUUCUACUUUUGGAUCCAUUGCCUCCGCUAAGAUUGAAACUCCAGAAUCCCCAUAG